Molecule: messenger RNA, 1459 nt
Organism: Trematomus bernacchii (emerald rockcod)
Lineage: Eukaryota; Metazoa; Chordata; Actinopteri; Perciformes; Nototheniidae
Gene: acer1
Product: alkaline ceramidase 1
Biological process (GO): ceramide metabolic process
Cellular component (GO): membrane
Molecular function (GO): hydrolase activity, acting on carbon-nitrogen (but not peptide) bonds, in linear amides
Source: RefSeq, a predicted model, not a curated record
CUGUUGAUCCACCUGGAGCAGAGCAACCACGACGGACUGCAGGGUGAGACGGCAACAUGGGAGGUUUCUGCUCCAGCGAAAAGAUGGCAGGAGUUUUCUCCUAUGAAAGUUCAGAAAUCGACUGGUGUGAAGACAACUACAAACACUCCGAACAUAUAGUGGAGUACUUCAACACUAUUAGCAGCUUUUUCUUCUUCAUUAUAUCUCCCAUCAUGCUCUAUCUUCUGCACCCUUAUGCCAAAGAGAGGAACCUGGCGAUUCACAUGGUCUGGACCAUGAUGAUAUUUGUAGGGCUCUUCUCGGCGUACUUCCACAUGACUCUUAGUUUCGUUGGCCAGAUGUUGGAUGAGCUGUCCAUCCUGUGGGUGUUGGCGAUGGUAUAUGUAGUCUGGUUCCCCCGCAGACUCUUCCCUUCUUUUAUUAAAGACAGGUCCACCUUUUCAAACCUUGUCCUGGUGAUUACUAUCGUCUCCACGCUGUCAUCCUUUGUCAAACCUACAGCCAACGCCUACGUUUUUAAACUGCUUGGCAUUCAUAUGGUUUACAUGCUGGCUGUUGAGAUGAAAUGCUGCACUGACCAGAAGGCUUUGCGUCUCUGCAAGGUGUCGGUGGCUCUGUGGGUGCUCGCUGUCUCCUGCUGGAUUAGUGACCGCUUUGGAUGCAGCUUUUGGCAGAGUCUGAAUUUCUGCUACCUGCACGGUAUCUGGCACAUUCUGAUAGUGAUAGCAGUGGCCUAUGGGCACCACCUGAUAGCUUACCUUGAUGCCAGCUAUGAGAUCCCGUACUCUCUGCCGGUACUGCAGUACUGGCCCUGUGAUAGAUGGGCUGUUGGAAUACCUCACAUUGUCCUGAAGGGCACGACCAAAACACAGAAACGGUGCUAACAAAGUCAUGUGUAACGUCGGCAGCACAUCUGCAUUAGCACACUUCAUGUGUUCAUAGAGGCUUCUACCUUAAAGACACAAUCUGUGAGGAAAUAGUCGCAUAGAAUAAUGAUAACAUAGGAUUAUGACUUGAUCACAUAAGAUUGUUUUCUGAUUCCGUUAAAAGAUUGUUACACUAGCUGGAUUACCAAAUGGGCCUACUGGGGUCCGAGUUGGGUUGAGUUAUGCAGGUUUUAACAGAACUCAUUUGCACAUUAACGUCUGAAAACAAAGAUAUUUAUAUACCAUGCCAGUAUAAGAAAGUGCUAAAAAUAUUUGUGUUGAUAAUGAAAAGGGGGAGCUUGAGAUAAAAGUGAAAAAUGAUGCACUAAAAAUGUGAGAUCGAACUGUGUUUAUGUCUUUGCCAAGAGGCCCAUUGUUUAAUAUGCCCUCUAUUUUUUACAUUAAUAAUCAUUGUCGACACAAGGCUAUUGCAAUUCUUAAUCUAUGAGACACACAAAGUAUUUUUGUAUAAUCUACAGCAUGUUUCAGAGUUUAAAUAAAUUGUAUUGAAAUAAAAACAUUAUUUAUAUGUA